Molecule: messenger RNA, 1587 nt
Organism: Trypanosoma rangeli
Lineage: Eukaryota; Euglenozoa; Kinetoplastea; Trypanosomatida; Trypanosomatidae
Exons: 1
Coding region: 1-1587 (528 amino acids)
Source: RefSeq, a predicted model, not a curated record
AUGAAAUCAUUCUUCUCGCGUGUCGUUAACGUGUGGAAGACACAGCGGCUGCCGCGUUCGAAGGUUGACUGCUCGGAUUUUGUGCGGGCGCGGCCCGAGGCCCCUGUCGUCGCCCGGCUGCGUCAAGUCGUACAGGAGCGCCGAUUUGGUGGCGGAGCUGCAGACGUUGCGCCCGCAGACGCCAACUCCGCGGAGGCGCUGCGGAGGGAGGCGAGUGUGCGGAGCACUGUCUUCGACCUGCAGUACCGCUGCGGCGGGGCGGGCCGCUGCGUGGAGAACGACUACCGCUGCCGCUUCCCCUGCUGCUUCGCGAUGCGGCCAGUGACGAAAGGGGCGGAGGUGCUUGCCGAGCGUCUCGCGUACGAGGUGGACGACGCGCCGACGCCACAGAUACGGAAACUGGUGCGCCUUGCCAGGGAGGAGCGACUGGACGCAGCUAUCAAGGGCAUCCAUCAGCUCGCCAGCGCGCAGAUACGCGAGGCGGCGAGCGGCCGGACUCUGCUGGCGGCGCUGCAGCUGAACCGGGCGCAGCAGCAGACUCAGCAGCAGACUCAGCAGCUCAGCGUUGACGGCUUCAAUCCCGCCGAUGCUAAGUACGGCAGUGACAGCGCGGUGGAGGGCGUCAACCCGCUUCUCGAAAGCGAGUCCCUGCGCAGGGAGGUCAUGGCGCUCUACCUCUGGCGCGCUGCGUUGCUGGUGAACGUGCGGGCUGACGAGCAGGCGGUGAACUCGCUGCUUAACUUGGCGGCAUUGGUGCCGCAGGAUCAUCGCGAGUGCCUGUAUACGGCUGCCGCCGCCUGGGCCACGCUGAACGACAUGGAGAUUGUCUACUAUCGUUCACUGCUGCAGCAGUACGCCUCCUUCCCGGCGGCGCAGGCGUUUGCCCGCGACCGCCCACUGCUGCUGAAGCGAGUGUUUGAGGCGUGUGCGGAGUCGCCGUAUUUCGUGGCGUGCGCAACGCACGUGGUCUUCUCGAAGGAAGUCACCGCGACGGUCUCGCGUGCGCAGGGGGCGCAGAUGUACGGCGACCUCACGGAGGACCCGAUGAAGAGCUUAUGCAUCCCAUUUGCCAUGCGCUACUACCGCUUUCACGUCAGUGAGGCCUUCUGGGAGCAUUUUAUACACCUUCUCUGCAUGCCACCGGUGCCCGCGCCCACCACCGCCGAGGAACGUGCCUGCGAUCCCGCCGAGCAGCUGGGUCUUACACCAAACUACAUGCUGGACGCCAUUGGCCGCUCCAUGAUGUUGCACCACCUUGUUAUGCUGCACGAGGCGCGCGAGCGCGACAUUGUCAGCGGCACCGUCGCGGAUGCCGUGAAACAGACGAAGGCGGAAAGGGACGAGGAGGCCGGCGUGCAUUCGUCACGCUACGAACACGUGCUUAGCGAGCAGGAAUGCGGUGUUGCUGUUGCGCGACUGCGUGAGCUGUUGUCCCUUGCGCGUUCCUACCAGAAGCCGGCGAAGCCGUUGGACGACGACGGCGGCAGCGGCAGCGGCGGUGCCACAGGAGCGCAAGGGCGCAUAGUGGCUGAGUCGGAGACGUCGACGUCUGCCGCUUCCGCCACUGACAGGAUGCCGCUCCACUAG